AAUUCUACAGUAAAUGUGUUCUGAGUAUUUCAGAAAAUAGCAGCGCUGCUGAACAUCCUGGAGGAAACAGAGUUACAGAGAAUUGAGGAAGAGGAACCUGAAGGGCAGCAUGUUGGUUCUUAGAAAGAUAUUCAGAGUGAAUGAGGGUAUAGAGGGGAGAUUCCCCCAUCAAUUGUCAAUGGGUCUGAUGGACCAGCUCUCUGUAUAAAAGACAGGUCAGAUCAGACCUCAGAGAUAGAACCAGAGCAUCAGCUAGACUUCUGACACAGAACCAGACUAGAGCAUCAGAGACCAGAGCAUAAGAGACCAGAACAUCAGAGACCAGAACAUCAGAGACCACAACAUCAGAGACAAGAGCAUCAGAGACCAGAGCAUCAGAGACCAGAGCAUCAGAGACCAGAACAUCAGAGACAGAACAUCAGAGACCAGAACAUCAGAGACCAGAACAUCAGAGAACAUCUCAGACAAUACAAUCUUCAGCAUCUCAACCAUCUCUGAACCAUGAAGACCCUGACUGCUCUACUCCUCCUGGGACUGCUCUGCUCCCUGCAUACGACGUCUGCACAAGGUGUCAUCGCGUUGGAAACGUCAACUGACUGCUGUAUGAAAUUCAGCGCGAGGAUCCCUCUUCAACAAGUAGUUUCUCUCAGAACAACCUCCAGUAGCUGCCCUCGCAAAGCACUGAUUUUCAUCACAAAGAAAGGGAAGACAUUUUGUGUUGACCCUUCUGAAGCCUGGGUCCAGAGUCAUGUGACCAAGAUUGAGAGCAGACGACAAUGACGUCAUCAACUACCAUCACCCCCUAACACCCCAACCCUUGUUGGUGCACUAUAAAGGGAAUAGGUUGCCAUUAGUGACGUAGACCUUGUCAUGCAUGUCAAUACCCUAUCUGAGAUUGGUAUAGAGGAGGCUCAAUGUAAUAUAUUAGGUUAAUACCCUAUCUGAGAUUGGUAUAGAAUAGGUUCAGUGUAAUGUACUAGGUUUAGGAUAUACUAAUUGUUUAUUUUUCUAAAACUGUAAACAUAUUUGACAUGUAACCUAUUUAAUAUUUUAUAAAGCCUUUUGAAGAUUUCAAACA
This is a messenger RNA of Oncorhynchus kisutch (coho salmon), 1078 nucleotides long. RefSeq names its product C-C motif chemokine 13-like. Bases 502 to 780 code for a protein of 92 amino acids. Gene Ontology annotation, cellular component: extracellular region. The transcript has 3 exons. Gene Ontology annotation, molecular function: chemokine activity; CCR chemokine receptor binding. Gene Ontology annotation, biological process: antimicrobial humoral immune response mediated by antimicrobial peptide; positive regulation of cell migration; eosinophil chemotaxis. NCBI's taxonomy places the organism in Eukaryota, Metazoa, Chordata, Actinopteri, Salmoniformes, Salmonidae. The record is from RefSeq and is a predicted model, not a curated record.